This is a messenger RNA of Rangifer tarandus platyrhynchus (Svalbard reindeer), 918 nucleotides long. The record is from the annotation of a GenBank genome assembly. NCBI's taxonomy places the organism in Eukaryota, Metazoa, Chordata, Mammalia, Artiodactyla, Cervidae.
AUGGACACCCCCCCGCUCUCAGGUUCGGACUCCGAUUCUGAUGACUCUCUUGUCACAGACAGAGAGUUGCAGGAGGCGUUUUCCCGAGGGCUUCUAAAGCCAGGCCUCAACGUGGUGCUAGAGGGGCCGAAGAAGGCCGUGAAUGACGUGAAUGGCCUGAAGCAGUGUUUGGCUGAAUUCAAGCGGGAUCUGGAAUGGGUUGAAAGGCUUGAUGUGACCCUGGGUCCGGUACCAGAAAUCAGUGGACCUCAGUCAACAUCUCAGAACCAGGAUCCGAAAGCUGUUGAUCCAGAAGAUGACUUUAAGCGUGAGAUGAGCUUCUACCGUCAAGCCCAGGCAGCAGUGCUUGCAGUGUUGCCCCGCCUCCAUCAGCUCAAAGUGCCUACCAAGCGGCCUACGGAUUACUUUGCAGAGAUGGCCAAGUCUGAUCAGCAGAUGCAGAAGAUUCGACAGAAACUGCAGGCUAAGCAGGCCGCCAUGGAGAAGUCGGAAAAGGCUAAGCAGCUGCGAGCACUUAGAAAAUAUGGAAAGAAGGUGCAAACAGAGGUUCUUCAGAAGCGGCAGAAGGAGAAAUCACACAUGAUGAGUGCCAUUAAGAAAUAUCAGAAAGGUUUCUCUGAUAAACUGGACUUCCUUGAGGGAGAUCAGAAGCCUGUUGCACACAGCACAAAAGAAGGAGCCAAAGGCCAGCAAAUGAGGAAGGGGCCCAAUGCCAAGCGACGCUAUAAAAACCAGAAGUUUGGUUAUGGUGGGAAGAAGAAAGGCUCCAAGUGGAACACUCGUGAGAGCUAUGAUGAUGUAUCCAGCUUCCGGGCCAAGACAGCUCAUGGCAGGGUCCUCAAGAGGCCUGGAAAGAAAGGAUCAAAUAAAAGACCUGGAAAACGGACAAGAGAGAAAAUGAAGAGCAGAAGACACUAA